CAGUCUUUUUCUUCUCUUUGGUGUUUCUCUCUGCUUCUUACUCUCCUGAACUGGGAAGAACAAAACUAUGCCCUAGAAAAAAAAAUUCACAUCUUCUGAAAAAUCUUGACCAAAUCAUUUAUAAAGGGAUCAAGAUAUAAUGGGACGGCAUGAAAAAAGGCUAUCCUUUCCACAAGAUAUCUCCAAGUUGCCCGAAAGGCCGACGAAAAGGUCAUCAGCAUCAAUUCGAAGGGGUGAUCGACUGUGUAACAAAGAUAUUGUGGAUGAGGUUGACAAAGAUACUUUGGUAGAGAGUGAUAAUGCUAGUGGGAGUAGUGACGAGGAUAGUAAGAACGAUGAAGAAGAUGAAGCAAAGAGUGAUGAUGAAGAGAAUUCCUACGAAGAUGAUAACAAGGUUGGUGAUGAGUAUGAUGAAGAGAGUAAUCACGAGGACGAUGAAGAGAAUUUUGGAGAAGUUGAUGUUGGAAGAGCUUCUUCUAGUGGAAAAGGAAAAAAGGUGGUUGAAGAAAGUGAAAUCCCAAGGAAACCUAUUAAUCCACGUCUUCUAUCAUAUUAUAGAGACCAUAUUGCGCGAUUAGUAUGGGAAAAUGAGAAUCCAAGAGAAAACCCAAUUCCAUUGCUUAAACUCCAUCAACACCAAGAUUUGGUAAAAUAAAAAUGGCCUAUUGAUAAAGAGUGUGUUGAAGUUCAGGAGUAUGUAAAAAAAAAGCUGUCUGUAUUCGUUAAUCAAGUAUGGCCAUGAUAAGAUUGAUCGUGCUCUUAUCAAUGCUUUUCGUGAGCGUUGGUAUCCGGAGACCAACACAUAUCACCUACCUUUCGGUGAGAUGACUAUUACAAUUGAAGAUGUUGAGCGCACCACAGACUUGAUGCUAAAGGAAAAGUAGUUGAAGGAGUGUUUGGGGCGAAGACUAUGACUUGGGAUUACACGUAUGAUUUGAUAAAAAGAACUCUUGGAAAUACUAAGAAAGAACUUGAGACUGAAAAGGCAUUCGGUGGAACUGAAAAAAAUUAGAAAGAAAGUUGAAGCUUAACUGGUUAAGGAAAAAGUUUAUAAGUAAAAAGAAUGAUUCAAAGAAGAGGAAAGAGCAAUGUGCUAGAGCAUAUCUACUUUAUGUAAUUGGCUCUAUUGUAUGCGGCGAUAAAUCAGGUUCAAGGGUCAAUGCAUAUUUCCUACAAUGUUUAGAAAAUUUAGAUGAAGUGAAUAGCUACUCAUGGGCUACAACUUGUUUGGCUUGGAUCUACCAUCAUUUGGGCCAAGGUUCUCGAACUGAGGUAUAUUCUAUGGCUGGUUGAAUGACUAUCCUUCAGGUAUGGAUUUAUGAGCACUUUCCGACUCUCGAGAGGCAUACAUUAAAAGGUGGAUAUGAGGAAUGUAAUCCCCGGGCUUCAUUGUACGUACCAAUACAACCAGAAAGAAAUCUUGAACUUGAUUUGGUUGACUUGCGUGAAAAACUUGAUGACCUUACUGAAGAAAAAGUGACAUGGGAUCCCUAUAAGUAAAUCCGAGAUGAUUCUAUUCAUCAAGUUGCUCACUACACUGGACCAUUAAAAUGUUUUGAUGUGGUCGAGUGGGACAAUCCGAACAGAGUGCUAAGACAGUUUGGGUGUUUUCAGGAUAAAGAAAAAACGGUUUCGAAGCCAAUCGGUUUCAAGUCUUAUUAUCCUCACUUGGAUGGAUAUAGUUGGAGUGCAUGGGAUUCAUGUUUGAUACCCAAGCGUAGUUUACAGUGCAGAGUCUUAAAUCCAUGGGAUUGCGAGGAUGGUUACAAGAAAUGGUUUUCUGAAGUUUCUCACACCCGGGUAGCUAAUCUUAAAACAAGGAUUCUUGCUAAACCUUUUAUCGAUGAACAAGAAGGAAAAGUUGCAACUAUA
Messenger RNA from Papaver somniferum (opium poppy), 1872 nucleotides. Its product is annotated as mitotic apparatus protein p62-like. Bases 140 to 655 code for a protein of 171 amino acids. The record is from RefSeq and is a predicted model, not a curated record. Lineage: Eukaryota; Viridiplantae; Streptophyta; Magnoliopsida; Ranunculales; Papaveraceae. The transcript has 4 exons.